Vicia villosa (hairy vetch) is the source of this 871-nucleotide messenger RNA. Its product is annotated as protein kinase STUNTED-like. NCBI's taxonomy places the organism in Eukaryota, Viridiplantae, Streptophyta, Magnoliopsida, Fabales, Fabaceae. The transcript has 2 exons. The coding region runs from base 281 to 748 and encodes 155 amino acids. The record is from RefSeq and is a predicted model, not a curated record.
GAAAAAGAUCUGCUUGAGGUUUGGCAGCUGUUAUUGCCUAUUAUAUAUGGCUUCCUAGAAAUUGUUAUUUUGUACUAAACUCAACCGAGGCUGCAGGGAAAAUAAAGAAUAGUUCAGAUGAUUUUGCUCAGAUUUUUUCAUGUAGUCAGAAACGUGCAAAAGAUCUUGCCAAGGCUGCAAGCCUGGCAAUCCAGGUCAUGUUUAAGUCUAUUUUAUAUAGGAAGGGAAGAGGAAAAUUUGAAAAUUGUGUUAGUUUUCAGAAAUAUGGAGGCUCUUGUAUAUGUUAUUGUGGCCUUCAUGUUGUGUGGUUUUAUAUGCUUUUAAAUAUUUUAUGCACGGUAGAGUUACCGACAAAAUUGAUGUAUAUGCUUUUGGUGUUGUACUCCUUGAGCUUCUAUCCAAUAGGAAACCCAUUAACAACGAAUCUCCAAAGGGCCAGGAGAGCCUUGUUAUGUGGGCAACAUCAAUCUUGAAAAGUGGGAAGAUUUCCCAGUUGCUUGACCCAAGCCUUGGCAGUGAAUACAACGAUUGUCAGAUCAAGAGAAUGGUUUUAGCUGCUACUCUUUGUAUUAGACGGGUUCCUAGAUUGGGACCUCAAAUCCGAGUUGUAAGUCCUUUUUCUAUGCAAAUUCAUUCCCUUCCGUUUUGUCUCACACUGUGUCCUUUGGGUUAUUAUAAUAAUGCCUUUUUUACUUACUCUUCCGCCCUCAGCUUGUUAUUGAGGCUGGAGUCGGUAUUGCUGUUUUAGUGCGUUUCUUUGUUAAUAAAAGAGAAAUGGAAUCUGAAAUCAUUGAUAGACUUGGAAAUGGAUUCUGAGGUUGUUUUUCUGUUCUUAUUUAUUCCCCAACCCCAUUUCAUUGGUUCUGUCUGA